GGGCCGAGGGGAGGGGGCGGCGGACCCGGCCCGGCCGCUCCGCACCUCCGCCGAGUUUGGCCGGCCCAGAAGGGCAGCCAAAAGUUCAGCAUGCAGGAAGUUUGGAGGCAGCUCGGAGAGUAGCGCGUCGGCGGCGACUGCUGCUUCCCGUGCUCUGGGGUUUUGCUUUUUUUGCGGGGAUUGUGCCAUUCCCCCUCCGCCCCUCCACCCCCCCACCCCCUCCCGAAUACAACUCCCCCAAACACACAAGCAACCCGCAACAACAAAAAAGUCCGGCAAGAGGGGAAGAACACGAGCGAGGGAAGAACCCUCGGCGGGAGAGCCCGUUUCUUCUCAGAGACACGGUCCCGCUCGCAGCUGGUCCCAAUGCAACUGCUCAUCCUCCUCCUGCUCUACGCCGUCGUCUGUGCGAACUUUUGCAGCCGUCAGGGGACCACCGCCCCUGCCCAGAGCGGAUCUAUAAAAGCCCUGCGGGCCUCCAACAUCAGGCGAGAUGAGAGCAAUCACCUCACAGACUUGUACCGAAAAGAAGAGACCAUCAGCGUGGCAGGGAAUGGCUGCAUCCACAGUCCUCGCUUCCCCAGCAGCUACCCCAGGAACCUCCUACUGACGUGGCGGCUCCACUCCCCAGAGAGCACCAGGAUCCAUCUGGCUUUUGAUAAUCAGUUUGGACUGGAGGAACCUGAAAAUGAUAUCUGCAGGUAUGACUUUGUGGAAGUGGAAGAUGUAUCAGAGACCAGCACAGUUAUACGAGGACGGUGGUGUGGACACAAGGAAAUACCUCCAAGAAUAACAUCAAGAACAAAUCACAUAAAGAUAACCUUCAAAUCUGAUGACUAUUUUGUGGCUAAACCUGGAUUCAAGAUAUGCUACUCCCUUGUGUGUAGCUCGAAAGAGACAGAUUUUGCAAACACUCAGGAAAUGGAUGAUUUCCAGCAUGCAGCCUCAGAAACCAACUGGGAGUCAGUCACAAGCUCUGUCUCAGGGGUAUCCUAUCCCUCUCCAUCAGUGACUGAUGCUACGCUCACGGCAGAAGCACUGGAUCAAACCAUUGCUGCAUUUGACACAGUGGAGGAUCUGCUCAAACACUUUAACCCGGACUCCUGGCAAGAAGAUCUUGAGAAUCUGUACACAGACAGUGGCCACCAUUAUCGAGGCAGGAGCUACCACGACAGGAAGUCCAAAGUUGACCUGGACAGGUUGAAUGAUGACGUGAAACGUUACAGCUGCACCCCGAGAAACUACUCUGUCAAUUUAAGGGAGGAACUGAAGCUGACAAAUGUAGUUUUCUUCCCCCGCUGCCUCCUUGUCCAGCGCUGUGGAGGAAACUGUGGCUGUGGGACUCCGAACUGGAAAUCUUGCAUGUGCAUGUCAGGGAAAACAGUGAAAAAAUAUCAUGAGGUGCUGAAAUUCAUCCCCGAGGCUGGGCAUACCAGAAGAAAAAGCAGAAUCAGGAACAACAUGGCCUUAGUUGAUAUACAGCUGGAUCACCAUGAGCGUUGUGAUUGCAUCUGCAGUUCAAGACCACCCCGAUAAAAAAAAAAAGAGAAAAAAAAAUAAAGAAAGAGAAAGGAAGAAAGAAACAAACAAACAAAAAAAAAGACACACUAAUUGCAUUUUACCGGAUGUUUACUUUUAAGCAGGAUUGCUGUGAGGACCUUUACUCGCUAAUCAUUUGAAAUUUGCUACUAGCCUGCCUUUGCAAUUAGCAAAUAUGAUCUCUCUGUUUCAGCAUAGCUGUGCUGAUUAGUGCCAUGGCAACUAAACAGGUAUAUCAUAGGUUUAUAUAUCAGCAUCCAAGAAUAUAAGAUUAUGGUUAUCUGUAGCUAGAUUCUGAGGGUUGAGAUUUUAAAAGCUCAGUUGCAGUCCUUAGGCACACAAUGGACACUGAAAUUAAACACCAGGUGCAUAGGUAUUUGUUGUAGCUGGCAAUGAAUCGUAGAAUCAUAGAAUCAGCUGGGUUGGAAAGGACCUCUGAGAUCAUUGAGUCCAGCCCUUGAUCCACUAC
Messenger RNA from Pipra filicauda (Wire-tailed manakin), 2008 nucleotides. RefSeq names its product platelet derived growth factor D (gene PDGFD). The record is from RefSeq and is a predicted model, not a curated record. The transcript has 8 exons. Gene Ontology annotation, biological process: positive regulation of MAP kinase activity; positive regulation of phosphatidylinositol 3-kinase/protein kinase B signal transduction; positive regulation of cell migration. Gene Ontology annotation, molecular function: platelet-derived growth factor receptor binding; growth factor activity. Lineage: Eukaryota; Metazoa; Chordata; Aves; Passeriformes; Pipridae. Bases 367 to 1536 code for a protein of 389 amino acids. Gene Ontology annotation, cellular component: membrane.